Messenger RNA from Somion occarium, 1293 nucleotides. Lineage: Eukaryota; Fungi; Basidiomycota; Agaricomycetes; Polyporales; Cerrenaceae. The record is from the annotation of a GenBank genome assembly.
GUCUCUAGCGUUCACCAUCGUCGUUGUCUUGUGAGCAGCAGGAAGAGGUCGAUACGUCUGUAAAGCGUAGAUAGUUGGAGAGGCUAGAGCUGAAACAAGCUAUGUCUGCGACGUCAGAGUUGAAAACCCUGGUGAAAUCGCUGCAACAGGCAUCGACAGAUGAGGAGACCGUCAAUAUUUUGAAUACUCUCAAACAGCAGCCGAGGAUUACCGAGGCCAUUCUGAGGGAGAGUAAGGCUGGUCUUGCAGUUGGGAAACUCCGGACAAAUUCGUCAAAGACGAUAUCGGAAUUAGCCAAGGAGAUCGUCAAGAAGUGGAAGAAUGAGGUAGAAAGGGAGAAACAGAAGGACGGGAAGUCUACGACCAUAAGUACAAAGUCACAAGCUAUUCGAAAGUCAUCUAUAGCCUCCACAUCCUCUGUUACACCGUCUACGCCAGCUACACCGUCCAUGUCGGCGAGCAGCUCUAAAUCAGAACUUCGAUCUGCCAAAACAGAUGGAGUCAGUAUAUUGGUUGGUGAUACGACCAGGAACAAAUGUGCAGAGUUGAUAUACGAUGCCCUUGCAUCUGAUUCAAACUCACCUGUGGACCAAAUUCUUCUGAAAGCAAAGGGUAUCGAAAGCACCGUGCUCUCAGAAUUCGGAGGUGUCACUGGUGCUUAUAAGAGCAAGAUCCGAUCGCUCUACGUUAACCUCAAAGAUAAGAACAAUCCGAGUCUACGUGAGAGUAUCGUUUCUGGGGAACUGCUAGUCCAGAAGUUCUGCAAAAUGACUAGUCAAGAAAUGGCAUCCGAGGAGCGAAAGGCAGCAGACAAGCGAAUCGCGGAGGAGAACUUGUUCAGGACGCUCGGCGCUGAAGAAGUUCAAGCAGAGACAGACGCCUUCCAAUGCGGACGAUGCAAACAACGAAAAUGUCGCUAUCGUCAAGCCCAAACUAGAAGUGCUGAUGAACCUAUGACGACCUUUGUGACUUGUACCGUUUGUAACAAUAGAUGGAAGUUCUCCUAGAGACAUGUUCGUCUUGUGUGAUAACGAUCGUUCCCUAUCGUUUCGUUCCGGUGCCCUUUCAUUAUCUUGCAUAUUCAUAUUCUUUCUCUCUACGCUCAUACUAUUUUUGCAACCCUUCUCUUUCAUUCCUCUCCGAUCCUUUUAGCGUACAUUGUACAACUUAUAUCUUCCAACUUCCAGCUUCACUGUUGACAUUUCUGUGUACAUACAUAGGAUGUCAGCACACUCUCGUCAGACAUGAAUGAUAAGAUUAGAUUCCGCAAACGUGUGUAGUUUGACCCACGCU